Molecule: messenger RNA, 351 nt
Organism: Triticum turgidum subsp. durum (durum wheat)
Lineage: Eukaryota; Viridiplantae; Streptophyta; Magnoliopsida; Poales; Poaceae
Source: the annotation of a GenBank genome assembly
AUGGUCCCGGCACAGCUUCAUGCAUAUGAAUCGAAGAAACGCAAGAAGCUGUUGAGGUUUGAAAGUGAUACAAAGCAGUAUGAGGAGAAAGAGAAGAAGAGGAGGGCUGCAGAUUCUGCCAAGAGCUGCAAAUUUGGUGAAGUCAAGCAGCCUAUUUUGCAGAAGAAGAGUCUGAGUUCUGUUGCUGAGCAAGGUUGUACUCCUCGGCGGUGUCCUCGUGUUGCUUGCAUGGACAAGAACCUCGGUAAGAAAACUGCUGAAGCUGGUGCAGAGGAUCCGGAACGGAAGCGACCACAUGCGAUGAUGAGCCCGAGUCCGACAAGGAUGACUUUCUUCUUGCCAAUGUUGUGA